This is a messenger RNA of Pezoporus occidentalis (night parrot), 4702 nucleotides long. Its product is annotated as putative P2Y purinoceptor 10. The transcript has 2 exons. Gene Ontology annotation, biological process: phospholipase C-activating G protein-coupled receptor signaling pathway; positive regulation of Rho protein signal transduction. The record is from RefSeq and is a predicted model, not a curated record. Gene Ontology annotation, cellular component: plasma membrane. Lineage: Eukaryota; Metazoa; Chordata; Aves; Psittaciformes; Psittacidae. Bases 2525 to 3634 code for a protein of 369 amino acids. Gene Ontology annotation, molecular function: G protein-coupled receptor activity.
UUAUUUGCUGUAAAAAUAAAUCAAAGCUUCCUGAAAAUGCUGCCCUGUCGAGAACACUGUGCAGUAGCAGGAGGGUCUAUGUGCCACAGGACACCAGGGACUCCCCCAGCCCCACGGGCCGUAUUCCAAAGCUCCAAUCAAGCUGCAGUAAGUCUCUGCACAAGGGUGAGUUGCUUUGUGUGGGCAAGACCUCCUCCUCCUGAAUGGCCUGCUGUUUUUCAUACAUCCUUCAGGUGCAUCCUGUCAGAUAUUUCUAAGUGCUGAGUGCUUAAAGCGAUGCUGAUCAUAUGCAUUUGGCCUCCUGCCCACAGGAUACCAGGCUAAAGGUGAAGACAACCUUUAUCUGGAAGCCUUAGAUAAAGUCUCACAGCUAUUUAAAAAUUCCUUUGUGUCUUCUGCUCUUGAAAGUAGAACAUUGCAUGUGUAAAGUGCAUGCUUAGCGUCGGCAACGAACCAGGACAGAAAUGCGAAACAAAAAUGUGCUUGUAGUUGAAAGAAGAACAGAAAAGUUGAUUAAUAUAUGUAGUAGGAAGAAGCUUGAGGCUUGUCAAUCCAUCAGUCUUUCACAACCAGGACUGUUGCAAUGUUCUGCAAAAUUACUCCAAAAAGCCUAUGAGCAGGGGAAGGAAUCAAUGUGGUUAUGAACCCUGAGGUGCAAGUAUGACCCUCCCCAUGGUCUGACAUGCGCUGACCUCCGGCCUUGCUGUAAACACAUCCCUAAUAAUAGGGCUCGGAGAGGACUGGAUACAGCGCUGGAUGUGUGCUGUGGACACAGAAGUAGGAUGUCCUAGGCAGGAUAUCCUGAUACGAGAGCCACUCUGGGAUAAACCUUUAACCUCUGGAGGGGGAUAGGGCAUGGUGCCAGCCUCUCUUCUGGGAACGUUUUGCAAAUACACAAGCACUCUGCUUUCUUCCAAGGAUCGCAUCAGCUGCUGAGAAAGAUGCACAGGAACCUGGAAUGAUAAAUAACUCCAGCAUCUUUUAAAAUCACUUUGCUUUCAGCGAAGAGACAUGGGGAUUCACAGGUAACUAGUUGCUAGCAGGCUGCAUUUACAUGGUGGAUAACCAAGUGGUAACGAAGAAGCCCAUAGAUAGGUCUAUAAAGGGUGGUAUAUAAACUAUAUAUAAACUGGUUUUGCCUUUGCCUUCAUGAGGAUGUUGACCAAUGGAUUUAAGUAACUGCAUUUCCGCUGACCACAGGACAGUUCUGGUCCAGAAUCCUCUUUUCCCUCCACUACUGUCAUGAAGCACCACUUCAGGGCAUGGGAGCACCCUCAGGUCCCCACAGUCAGCACUGCUGCCAGCACAGAGAAACCCUGAAACAGCACAACCAGCAGAGCCAGUGGGUUCAGAUGCUGCGGAAAAAGCUGCUUGCUUGAUCCCAGACCCUGAGCUGAUGACUUAUUCUACAAUUAAAGUUUAUAGUAGCUUCCUUCUUUUAUUUCUCUUCCAUAGCUAGGCUUCUGUUAAUUUUGUAGGGUCAUAGGACCAGUUACAAAAACUAGAUGAGUACAGCAAGAAUAGUUCUAUUUAUACAUUACCUAUGGUAAGAAUGGGAAAGAUGCUGACAGCUGUAUUGUCUUCACAAGCCCAGGGCUGUAAGAGGGGACACUAUAUAUCAGGUAAAACUGUUCAACUGGAAAUGAGGCAGCUCAUAAGAAGUUACACUGCAAUAUAUGCCUACCAGUUUUCAGCAGCACAGAAAGAAGGUGGUCAUGCUUAGCAGGCAAUAAAGGUCUAAGGAGUAUAUAUAUACACACAUAUAUAUAUGGGAAAGGAAUUAAAGGAGGCAAAAAGAAAAAAUUAAUUGGGAAGGAUGCACAUUAUGUUUUGUGGUUUGGUUGUUGGUAUUUUUAAACAAUAGUAUUUUGGGAAAAUCUCCACCUUAAACCGUUAUAUUAUUUCAGAAAUAAAGCCCAAGCCCAUUAGCUUUAGCCUUGAUAGUCUGAGGCUAACCAAACUUCCAAGAAAAUAAAGGAAAAUUAUUACCUUCCAGUAACUUGCACUGGCACAGGUUUCAGUUUUCCUUUAGCAAGUACUUAUUGGAAGAUUUUUGCUUCUGUAUUUUAUAGUUUCUAGCAAGCAACUGCAGAUAAAAGCAGAAGCAGCUGGACCGAAGGACAGCAUCGCCUAACACAACUUCUAUGCGAGAAAGAAAUCCAUGUCCAAGGUCUCUAUCGCACGGCACUUGGAUCAAAUGAUGUCAUCGCCUUCCCAGUUGUUUUAACGUCAUUAGCCGUACACGUUUUGUGUGGUGAAGAGAAACAAAAUACAGGAUUUCCUGUUCUGCUACCACUCUACUGGGCUGCAGAUGCCGGCAGGAUCCCAGCGCUCUGAAAACAUGUGGAAGUUUAACAAGGAGUCGCUGGGGCUGGGAUUGCUGCGAGAAUUGGUAGGAAAUAAAAGCAGAAAGCUUGCUCCUCCUGCUGUGUAGCAUGGAUGUCACCCCCCUGAAGGAUGGGAGUCACAGGAAGAAACUCUUCACCUGCUUUAAUUGCCCCAUGAGUGAAGAGACUCAGCCAAGAUGGAGAGCAACGCGUCCUCCGGGAACUGUACCAACCCCCAGAUGUCCUUCCAGUCCACCCUGUACGCCACCACGUACACCCUCAUUUUCAUCCCUGGCCUCCUGGCAAACAGCGCUGCCCUGUGGGUCCUGUGCCGCUUCAUCAGCAAGAAGAGCAAAGCUGUCAUUUUCAUGGUCAACCUGGCUGUGGCUGACCUGGCCCAUGUCCUCUCGCUGCCCUUACGGAUGUAUUACUACAUAAACCACAGCUGGCCAUUUGGAAGCUUUCUGUGCCAGGUGUGCUUCUACCUGAAGUAUCUCAACAUGUACGCCAGCAUUUGCUUCCUCACCUGCAUCAGCAUCCAGCGGUACCUCUUCCUCCUGCAUCCCUUCAAAGCCAAUGACUGGAAACGGCGGUACGACGCAGCUAUCAGCGCUGCUGUCUGGCUCUUCGUUGGGGCAGCUUGCUUACCCCUGCUUGUAGUGAGGAGCCCAGCCUUGUCCAACAACAUAAACACGUGCUUCUCGGACUUGGGGGUGAAGCAGCUCAGCCCAGGAGCCUCCAUUGCAAUGGUGACAGUAGCAGAGCUGUUUGGGUUUGUCAUCCCCUUCAGCAUCAUUGCCUGCUGCACUUGGAAGAUGUGGCAGUCCCUGCGGGAGGGCCCAACUCAGCUGCAAAACACCAGUGAGAAACAGAAGGCUUUGCGCAUGGUCUUGAUGUGCGCGGCUGUCUUCUUCAUCUGCUUCACCCCCUACCACAUCAACUUCCCUUUCUUCAUGAUGGUGAUAGAGAACAUCAUCCAGGACUGUGCUAUUCACAGGAGCACGCUCCGCUUCCACCCCAUCUCCCUCUGCUUGGCGAGCCUCAACUGUUGCCUGGAUCCGGUCCUCUACUACUUCAUGACCUCCGAGUUCCAGGACCAUCUGCUUCACCACAGCUGUGUCACCCUGCGAGCCUGGUUCACACGCCGCGGGAACCUCUCCAUCGCUGAAACCAGCCACGACAUUCGCAUGAAGAGAAACCUUCCACGCCUCAAGUUUUUGUCUCUUCCCAAGUUCUUUGGCCGAAUAAACAGCAUGGAAAUCCCUGCCAUGCCACCUGACGAGCUUCUGCUGGAGUCCAUCUCUUGAAAAGCAUAAGCCAGUUUCUGUCCCUGUAGGUGCUUCUCAUAGCUCAAGUGAAGAUUGUGUUAGGUCUCCAAAUGUGUCAUUACCCUUGUGUGCAGCAGAUGACAGAACCUGACCUAGAAGGAUAUUUCGAUGUUGGUUGAGUUGUUGCUGCUGGGGAGUAUUUGUCUUACAUAGUUCUCUGUUGUGAUGUUAAAGUACCCAAAACAGCUGUCAUGAUGCCAGUAAUUCUCCUGUGCUGAGCCGCAGCCAGGUUCAGAUCCCUCAUUUCUCUUGUUUGAAUGCUUCUACAUAUUUGUCAUUUUGGAACAUCCUUCUGAAUCCUGAGGUGUAAGCAGGCAGCUCAGCCUCAGCACAGCUCAGGCAGGAAGCACUGGAGGAGUUUUGGACCCCCAGCUGCACAUACCUGUGGCUCACAAUGACUUAAAGCAUCCUCCAUGCUCUCAUGAGGCUCUAGAUCAGGACAGUUCAUUAUCUCCAUGUAGAUUGAACCUAUUCUCAUUGCAAAAAAAUCAAUCACUUCUACCUAACCUAGACCGAAACACUAUAACUUUACCAACAUAUAUCAAGCAAAGAGUAUUAACCUCUGUCCACAUCAGCAUUGAAGGGAGUUUUCAGACAAACUGGGCUCAGUUCCCACUACUGAAAAAGGGACUCAGAGCCAAGCAAAGGAGUCCACCUGGCCCUUGGGAGCUAUGGGAUGCUCAAGUGACUAUGAGGGGGUGACUACUUGGAAGACAGACAGUGACUGGAUAUCCCAUGAAAAAAGAGGAAGGAUGAAGGAUGUCUCCCAGAGGACAUUUACUUGCAGACACCCAAGGCAUGCCACGGAAGGGAGGAACAGUAGUUGGUGUUGCCAUGUCUUCUGUUGUUAUUAGGAGCCUUGUGUUAUUUGGCAUUUUGCUAAAGCCUGUGGUUGCAGAUUAAGAUGCUAUCCAAGCCUCUCAGUUUUGCUUUAAAAACCAGAAAAGGUCCCAGCCUUCACUGGGUACUGAGAAAAGUUUACAAAGCUGACCCAACGGCGUCCUUAAAGCUUCCAACUCGGGAGGAAAUAAAAUGAUCUCAACCCAA